Messenger RNA from Podarcis lilfordi (Lilford's wall lizard), 32204 nucleotides. The record is from the annotation of a GenBank genome assembly. Lineage: Eukaryota; Metazoa; Chordata; Lepidosauria; Squamata; Lacertidae.
GUCACAGUGGCAACCUCCCCACCUGGACCUGGCCCCUCCUGAGAGGUGAUGCUCCACUGUCAGAACUUGGAGGCACCUGCUGUUCCGCCUACAGCCCCAUUUCCAAAGGGAGACCAUCCCCGCAUCCUUCAAGUCAGGCUGGGGGUCUCCAUAGCGCAGGAUUAGACCAUCUGCCUUGCAUGCAGGUCUUCUGUCCUGGCCGGCAUCUCGGGGGGUGUGUGUGCUGGGAAUGUCCCUUCCCCCCCCCAUCUGAAACCUAAUUGAAGAAGGAUAUUGAGCAGCUGGAAGGUGAGCAGAGGAGGGCGAAUAGGAUGAUGAAGGGUUUGGAAACCAAGCCUGAUGAGGAAUGGUUGAGGCAGCUGGGUAUGUUUAGCCUGGAGAGGCGGAGACAGAAAGGAGAGCCAUCUUCCAAUAUCUGAAGACUGCAAGAGGGAGCAAGCUUGUUUUCUGCUGCUCCAGAGGGGAGGGCAGGAGAGGAGAUUCGGACUAAACAUUAGGAAGAACUUUCUGAUGGUAAGACUCUCUGGGACGGUGGUGGACUCUCCUUCCUUGGCUUUUAAGCAGAGGUUGGAUGCCAAUCUGAGGGAUUCAGCUGCAAUUUGGGGAGCACAUAGCACUGGCCUACUUUACAGCGUUGUUGUAACCACACAGGGCUGCUGAGCAUCCAAAAGUGCCUGACAAAUGUUGAGCCUUCCAUUUCAGUGUGGGGAACAGCUGCAGCGCAUCAGGAUGCGUCCAUCAACUUCCAUUUCUACUCUCUCCUGCAGCCAAAGGGGCUGGGCUGGAUUACCAAAUAGGCAGAGUAGGCACUGGCCUAUGGGCCCCACACUUUUUAGGGGUCCUGCAACAAUGGAUCAAAAUAAUAUUGAUUUGAUCUUGAAAGAAAACGACAACCAAGCUUUCUUAGUUCAAGGUUAUUCCAGCGUGCGCACGAGGCCUGCCCCCACCCCCCGAUUUUGACUGUCAAGGGACCUCCACAGAGUUUAAUCCAGCACUGCCCCAUGAACAGCCCAGUAUACUUGAAGGAGCGUUCUCACCCCCAUUGUUUUGCCCAGACACUGAAGUCCAGCUCCGAGGGCCUUUUGGCGGUUCCCUCACUGCAAGAAGUGAGAUUACAGGGAACCAGGCAGAGGGCCUUCUCAGUGGUGGCACCCACCCUAUGGAAUGCCCUCCCAUCAGAUGUCAAGGAAAUAAACAACUAUCUGACUUUUAGAAGACAUCUGAAGGUUGCAUUGUUGGGGUGCAUAAAUGAUGUUUGUUAUAUUAUUAUUGUUGUUGUUGUUGUUGUUUCUUAUAUUGUUGUUUGUUUUUUUCUAUUGCUUGUAUGCUUGUUUGUAUGUUUUUUUCUUUUUUCUUUCUAUAAUGUAUUUAUUUUAAAACAAUAAAGGCAUAAUCUCUAAACAGCUAUCUGACUUUUAGAAGACAUCUGAAAGCAGCACUGUUUAGGGAAGUUUUUAAUGUUUGAUGUUUUAUCACAUUAUUAUUAUUAUUAUUAUUAGUCUGUUGGGAGCCACCCAGAGUGGCUGGGGAAACCCAGCCAGAUCAGCGGGGUAUAAAUGAUCAAUUAUUAUUAUUACUACUACUACUACUACUACUACUACUACUACAACAUUUCAGGGUUUUUUGCUGCCUACUUGGGACUUAAAAACAUAAGAGGCCUAUUUACUGCAUAUGACAGGUGGGCUAUAUUCAAUAUGAAUGAUCACAGAUUGUGCAAGCCUAUCUUUCAGCGCACCCACUGGACUUAAUUGAUUGUGUGUGUGUGUGUGUGUGUGUGUGUGUCCAGUAGCACCUUAGAGACCAACUAAGUUUGUUCUGGGUAUAAGCUUUCGACCAACACGGCUACCUACCACUGGACUUAAGUAACACCUUCACACUCAUGGAUUUUCCCAGUUACAAAGUACCGGUAACUGGGUCUAGCAAUGUGCCUUCCCUCUUCAAUGUUAUGUUAACAGGCUUAGAAUAGUUGUGGAUUAGCUAGUCAACACACCUACACAUGCAUGCACACACACAUGCGCGCGCACACACACACAUUUGGCUUUAGAUUGAAAAUGAUGGUCUGCACUCUGCACCUUUGAAAGUCGUCAUAAAUGCUUAUAACUUGUCCAAACUUUGCCUGGGAGACCAGAGUACUGUUUAUGAAUUCAAUAAUAUUUCCUAUCAGGUUUAUUUUAAUUGCUUUUUGACAUCUUUCCCAACAGAGAAAUGUUGUCCUUGGGCCAAACUUAUGAUGGGUAUAAUUAAUUUUAUGAAAAUAAAAUAAAAUAUAAUUAUUAUGAAAUGAAAUUUUAUGAAAUAUAGCCACAGCACUAUUUGAAUAUCCUUUCCCUGGUGGAGGGUAGGAGGGAGAGAGGGGAAAAUAAACUGGGCUAAGCCCAAUCAAGAUGUCCAAUUAAUGGUAUCACUUUUGGAGCACAUUUUAUCUUCCAGUCAUUUCAACACCUCUCCCCCCAAUUUAGACUUAAUUUCUCAUUCUCAUAAAUGCAUUUAUCACCCAUCCUUAUAGGCACAUCGAGACUGAGAAAAACUGCAGAGAACUUUUUUCAAAAUCAGAGUGUUGACUUUAGCAGAUACCAGAAACAUUUGGCUUCAAGAGAAAAAGAGAGACUUCCAAGUUCGUUUAUUAUAUUUCAUAUGAUAUGAUUUGAACUGACCAAUUAAAAUGGGGGGGAGGGGGCUAAACCAUUGGGAUAAUUUGACGUGAUCUACAGAAGCAGCUCUUCGUUUUUCCCUGCAAGUAUAGAAAUGUGGGCGAUCUUCUAAGGAAACAAGGUAAUGCAGAGCAAUGCGCAAAAAAUGACAAUAUUCCUAGCCAAAUGCUCAGGGGAGAAGCCGGGCCCAGCAAUGCUUUUAACGGCAAGCAUUUUGGCGGGAAAGAGUGAGUGAGGGGAAGGAGGGAGAAGCGCCUCAUGUCGCCGUUAAAUCACCUCAGGCCUUUGUUGCGGCGGUUGGCCACGCCCCCUCCUCACCCCGACCGUUGGCUUCUUCGUGGGGGAGGCUCUCCGAAGCAGUGCCCCGCCCCCCCCCAUUUUUGAACUCCUGUCGUCAGCAUGAUUUUCCUGUCAGAGACCUUAACGUGUGGGGUGCAACGGGCCCACCUAGAAAUAAAAAUACAGUACCCGUUGUCUGCACCAGCCCGACACCCAUAAUUCCCACCGCUCCAGUUCGUCGGGGUGGGGGAGGGCGGCCAUGGGAGGGGCGGAGGGAGGGUUUUCCGCUGGCACAACUGACUGUGGCACACCUGCACCACAUUGCCUGUAACACACCUGUGGUACACUGCCCGUAGCACAUCUGUGGCACACCGCCUGCGGCAAACUUGCGGCACACCGCCUGUAGCACACCUGUGGCACCUGCAGCACACCGCCUGUGGCACACCGCCUGUGGCACACUUGUGGCACACCGCCUGUGGCACACCUGCAGCACACUGCCUGCAGCACACCUGUGGCACACCGCCUGCAGGACACCUGCAGCACACCGCCUGUGGUACACUGCCCGUAGCACAUCUGUGGCACACCUGCAGCACACUGCCUGUAGCACACCUGUGGCACACCGCCUGCGGCACACUUGCAGCACACCGCCUGUGACACAGCUGCAGCACACUGCCUGUAGCACGCCUGUGGCACACCGCCUGCGGCACACUGCCUGUGGCACACCGCCUGCAGCACACUUGCGGCACACUGCCUGUGGCACACCUGCAGCACACUACCUGCGGCACACCUGUGGUACACUGCCCGUAGCACAUCUGUGGCACACCGCCUGCGGCAAACUUGCAGCACACCGCCUGUAGCACACCUGUGGCACACUACCUGCGGCACACCUGUGGUACACUGCCCGUAGCACAUCUGUGGCACACCUGCAGCACACUGCCUGUAGCACACCUGUGGCACACUACCUGCAGCACACCUGUGGUACACUGCCCGUAGCACAUCUGUGGCACACCUGCAGCACACUGCCUGUAGCACACCUGUGGCACACAACCUGCGGCACACCGCCCGUAGCACAUCUGUGGCACACCUGCAGCACACUGCCUGUGGCACACCGCCUGCGGCACGCCUGCGGCACACUGCCUGUGGCACACCGCCUGCAGCACACUUGCGGCACACUGCCUGUGGCACACCUGCAGCACACUGCCUGUGGCACACCUGUGGCCACUGGUGAAGGAAGAGUUCGGUGGGAGCACACCCCCCUGGCAGCGGGAUCCCCAGGUUGCCAUCACGGCUGUCCCCCCACCCGUGCUAGGUGCCCUGCCCCCAGGAUGUGUACCACGCCCCUGCCGACAGCGCACCCCGCCCUUGGGAUGCGCACCAGCCCCACCCGCGCCUGCUCUCCGUCCCCAGUGCUGGAGCAUGAAGCUCCACCACUGCCUGUGGCACUUUUGCAGCACACCGCAUGUGGCACACCACCGGUGGCACACCUGCAGUACACCGCCUGUAGCAACCCUGUGGCACACAACCUGUGGCACACCGCCUGUGGCACCUGCUUAUUGCUGCCCUUGACUCAAGUGCCUCCCUCAAACCAAUCAAAGAAAUGCGAUGAGGCAGACAUGGGAAGAUGCGUAGAAAAGUGCUCGUGGUCACCGAAACAGCAUUUCAGGUUAUAAAUGAAAAUUGCAGCUGUUUCUCCCAUGUGAGAAGUUGCCUCAGGCUCAUCCAGGGGCGAAUUUUGGUUAUGUGGCAACCUGAGAGAGGACAAAUUUUGGCGCCCCUCCGCCCCUAAGUAUUUCUUAUUUUCACAAUAAUUCCUUUUGGUUCAGUGGCUUUUUAUGGAUCUUCUCAGACACUACCCCUAGCAAUACUGUAUAGGUUUUAUUAUUAUUAUCAUUAUUAUUUUGCGUCUUCUCAGCUCAGUGCCCUGUGGCGGGGAACUGCCCACAGCACCCUAAAUCCGGCGUUGCCUCAGCACAGGGAUAUAAAGAGCUUUCUAGCAUGUGCAUCACUAUAAAAUUGGUGCUUUUCAGAAGAGUAGCCACCCUGAAUUGCUUUGGGAAGGAGGGGUGGGAAGGGAAAUUUAAUAAACAAAUAAAUAAAUGGACGUGUCAGGCUUUGGUAGCAAGGGUCUGGUGGCAACUUCAGACCUAACACGUUUAUUAUGGUAUACUUUUUUGUGGGUUAGUGAUUCACCUGUGUGGCAUUGGGCAAAGUAAGCUUUACAGAGUGCAACAAUAAAGAGGUUUAAAAACAAACAACCCCUUUUUGAGAUCAGUUUUGGGAACUGAAGUUGCCACCUUGGUUUCCUGCAACCACAGCCCUCGACGCUCCAACAGUACUUUGAUUCCUUUCGUAGAGCUCCAUGGAAAAACUCAAGUUUUUAUUUAUUUUCUGAUUUGUUAGAUCCUCAAUAAAUAUCACUCUCUGGUGCACACUCUGUUCAUGGUGCACACUGGUGUUUUUUGUUUCAGCUGUGAUAAAAAUCGCAGCUGAAACAAAAACAUCAGUGUGCACAAUGAACAAUUAUAGAAAGAGCUAAAACCUAAAGUUGAGUUAGUCCUAAUAAAAGCAUUUGGCACUUCUGCCGUUUGGAUUUCUCUGCCUCCUGAACAGCUUUGUAAAUAAGCCCACAGAAGUUACUAGCCUACAAUUAAGAGAGAGUGAGAGUAGCUGGUGUUUCCAUACUGGUCCUGGAGAUUGGAAGCCCUUCUCUGCAGCCAGCAUGGGGAAAAAACCAGGCUACUAAUGGCUCCUUUAGCAGGCCAUUUUAAAAGUUGCCUUUUAUCAUAUGCACCCGUCCACCAUGUCUCCUGCAUCACCUUGCUGGCCAAGGAGGAAGGGGCAAGUGAUCCUUCGCUCCUCAGCCAGGCUCCUCACUUGCCUAUAUAGAACUCCUAGUUGCCUAUAGCAACCGGGAGAGUUCUUAAAUACAAAGUUUUACCAGCCUCGCACAGCUGCUUGCAUAUAGACUUUUUAACCUUGUGUUGAAGGAUGUAAGUAAGUCUCCUUUCAAGCCCUGAAAGCUGACCAAGGGCAGUCUUCAGGUGACUUAAAGGUAAAGGGACCCCUGACCAUUAGGUCUAGUUGUGACCGACUCUGGGGUUGCAGCGCUCAUCUCGCUUUAUUGGCCGAGGGAGCCGGCGUACAGCUUCCGGGUCAUGUGGCCAGCAUGGCUAAGCCGCUUCUGGCGAACCAGAGCAGCGCACGGAAACACCGUUUACCUUCCCACCGCAGCGGUACCUAUUUAUCUACUCGCACUUUGACGUGCUUUCGACCUGCUAGGUUGGCAGGAGCAGGGAACGAGCAACGGGAGUUCACCCCGUCGCGGGGAUUCAAACCGCCGACCUUCUGGUCGGCAAGUCCUAGACUCUGUGGUUUAACCCACAGCGCCACCCAUGUCCCACUUGCUGAAGCUUAAAAGGAAAUGUCUAGGGCCUGAAGGUAUCCGUGAAUGGCCUUAAGCUACUUGUGAAAGCGGUCACUGUGGUGGUAGCAACUAUUGGGGCAUGAUCCUUUGGAGACCAGAUGUGCCUCCUUUUUGGCAGCCUCCUCCCUCCCCGCCAAUACCACUGCUUCAACAGCCUCUUGGCAAAUAGGAAGCGCUGCUGGUCUUCUCCCAAUGGCAGAGGGUUGGACUACAGGGGUCAGCAAGGUUUACCUCGCCUGGGCUGGUUCACUCCAGCAGAGAUCCCUUCGUGGGCCGGAUUGUGCCUGCGAUUUCCAGUGCCUGCGUAUGCGCAGAUGCGAUAUCCGUGCUGCGGAAGCGAGUCCCCGUGUUGUGCCGGUUCAGCGCAGCGCGCGGGGACUCACCGGGCAGGCCGCUCAGUUUGGGGGUGGCUUAUGGUCCGGUUAAAUGACCCCCGUGGGUCGCUUGUGGCCCAUGGGCCUUAGGUUGCCUACCCCUGACAUAGGCUUUCAGUUCUACAACUGGGCAUGCAUCAUUUGAGAUGGCGGAACAUAGGAAAAGGGACUGUUGCUAUUUAAACCCCACCGGUCUCCUACCCUUAGUAUUGCAAGAUUGUCCUGAGAGCGCUUGGACUAAAACUGUUAACCAAAAAGCUUUAUUUUUCUGGUUUGUCACCGCAACAGUUAUUAACACUGGGCUUCAGUCAAGCAAAUAAUUUAAUUACGAUUACGUAAUUUAUGAUAUCAAGUGACAGAAUAAAUUGGCCACGAUAAGGAAAUUUUGUCCAUGGUAUGAUUAUUUUACACCUAGUCAUUUUGACACUCUGGCACCCUGUCUGCAAAAUUUGACAAUUCCAAAAUACAGACGCGCUUUUGCUUUCGCAAGAUUGAAUAUACUGCCUUCGGCUGUAUUAAAUAAUAAUAAUAAUAAUAAUAAUAAUAAUAAUAAUAAUAAUUUAUUAUUUGUACCCUGCCCAUCUGGCUGGGUUUCCCCAGCUACUUUGGGCGGCUUCCAACAAAGAUUAAAAAUACAUUAAAAUGUCACACAUUAAAAACUUCCCUGAACAGGGCUGCCUUCAGAUGUCUUCUAAAUGUCAGGUAGUUGUUUAUCUCUUUGACAUCUGAUGGGAGGGCGUUCCACAGGGCGGGCGCCACUACCGAGAAGGCCCUCUGCCUGGUUCCCUGUAGCUUUGCUUCUUGCAAUGAGGGAACCGCCAGAAGGCCCUUGGUGCUUUGAGGGACCUUUGAGGGUUGAUUUCAAAAAAAUUCGCUGGAAAAACAGUUGUGUCCCUGUGGAGAUGGCAGUAUUGAGUCAGUGGCUCAUGUGCCUCUGGCUUGCACUCUUUAUGAGGAUUUGAGGAGUGAGGUUAUUACCCCUCUGUUAUUCUCCAUGUUGGGUCGCUCAACCAUUGCUACUGUGGCCUUCCUUUUAGCAGAUCAAGAUGAUCAGGUUACAGCAAAAACUGUAAGGUUUUUAGCGGGGGCAAUUAGAAUAAGAUCUAUUAUUUGAUUAUUGAUGUAAACCUCUAAAAUGUAUUUUGUAUAGUUACGUUUUUACCUCUAUCUUCAGUACAUUAUUAUUUUAUUUUAUUGCUAUGGCCAGUGGCUGAUGCAAAUAAAGAUUCUUCUAAUUCCGAAAAGGACUGUUGCUGUCACUUUUCUGAAAAGAAAAAAACAGUCUUAAAAAUUUAUAGGGAUCUCAAUCUGAAAUAGCUCUUCAAUAAUUUAAAUUUCAGGGAGUACUGUAGUAAACAAUGGCAUUUAAUCUGAUACGGAAAACUGAUCUAGUUAAACCAAGCAUAAAUAUCAAGUUGCUAAGCAUCGCAUCCCAAUGCAAACUUAGACUGUAGCUUGCAAACUGUGUACAGUAUUUCCUUUCAACCGGUCCAAGAAAGAAAGUUUACACUUCCUAUAUUUUAAGCUUGAGAAAUGCACUGAAGUGGUACAGCGUAUCCCCAAUUUUAUCUUCUUAGAUACUUCUUUAUUGGACUUGUGGACAUCUAUUUACUUUUGGGUUUAGUCACUCGAUGGACACCUUCAAGCAAGGUCACCUGGAAGACCAGUCAGUAGUCAGCAGGAUGCAGAAAAAAUACUGGAAAACAAAACAAGUUUUAAUAAAGGUUACAGGAAAGAAAGAAGAUGAACAUGUGGUAGCAUCUGACGCAGAAUUAGAUGCCAAAAUAGAGGUAAUUAUAUACAUACAUAUAUCGGAGAGAGAUUCAUUUAUAAGUACAGUUCUUUAAUAAUACCAUGGGUGGCAUACAACUUUUACUCAGAGUAGAACCAUACAAUUAAAUCAGGGCUAUUACUUCCAAUAGGUUUACGCUGAGUAAAAGUUAGCUGAAUUUAUCAAAUGGUUAUUGAUUCAGCUUGUAUUUGGGAGGUUUGCUAGUUAAAUCAACGAUUAUUUCAGUGUUCACAUUUGUUUUUCUGGCCAAAUUAAUUUGCUGACACACCUUUUAUUUUUAAGGUUUUUCACAGCAUUCAGGUGACCUGUACAGAUCUUCUGAAGACAAUUGAAAAAUACCAGCAGAGACUUAAUGGUAAAAUGGACAAAAAUCUACCUGUUUGUUGCUUUAUAAUAAUGCUUUGCUUGAUGUCAGAUUCCUUAAUCCAUGUUACAGUGAAAUAAGAUAUAUAUUCUGUACUGAGUGAGAUGAAUGUUUUCAGGCUUUCAGUUUUUGCCAUAUAUUAUUCAUAGCACUUUACAACAAGAGGUGUACCAUAAGUUAGUUAAUAAUUCCUGCACUUUCAGGUUGUGAGAUUGAUAUUAAACAGCUGUGAAGAUGGUGGCAGGCAGCAGAGUGAAUCAGGCCCUUUGAAUGUACUUUUGAAUGCUUGAAACAUCCCCUCAUGGAAUGGAAUGUCAAAGGACCCAGCUCCUUUUCGAUGUGACCACAGGGCUGCUUGCCCAUCUCUACUUUCAAUAGUUAAUUUAUUAUAUCCUUGUUGUCAGAACAGUGCAGCUAUGAAAAACUACAGUAAGCCUAUGCCUAAAGCCAAAAUUGCAUAGUCAAGACACAUUGGGUUCAGUGGUGGGUGGGAUGAGCAUGCAUUUCCUGCAAUAGAGAGCACCUCACGUAGUUUACGAUCUAACAACAUCACUAAGAAGAAUGCUUUUCCUUUCCUGACUUUGCUUUUAAUUUGUGUGAAUAUGUGUGAACUGAUUUAUUAUGUAUCUCCCUUUUGUAGAUCUAUCUGAGCAGGAAAACGAACUAGGGCUUUUUUUAAAGUUGCAAGCAGAUCGGGGUGAAGCUCAAAUUGACAAGAUGACUGAUGCCACUGGCCAGGCCCUCUGUUCUUCUUCCCAACAAAGGUUUGUGUGUUGUAUAAAAAUAAUAUGUUGACUAAGGGACGCGGGUGGCGCUGUGGUCUAAACCACUGAGCCUCUUGGGCUUGCUGAUCAGAAGGUUGGCGGUUUGAAUCCCUGCGACGGGGUGAGCUCCCGUUGCUCCAACCCAGCUCCUGCCAACCUAGCAGUUCGAAAGCACACCAGUGCAAGUAGAGAAAUAGGUACCGCUGUGGCGGGAAGGUAAACGGCAUUUCCAUGCGCUCUGAUUUCCAUCACAGUGUUCCGUUGCACCAGAAGCGGUUUAGUCAUGCUGGCCAUCUGACCCGGAAAGCUGUCUGUGGACAAACUCCGGCUCCCUCGGCCUGAAAGCGAGAUGAGUGUCACACCCCAUAGUCGCCUUUGGCUGGACUUAACUGUCCAGGGGUCCUUUACCUUUACCUUUUACUUAAUACGCUGAAUGAGUGUCAGAUCCUUUUUUGAUGUUCCAUAGUGCAAAUAACUUGAAUUGAGACAAGAGUAAGAACACUUCUUCAAAAACCAAUGAAUCCACAAGUAUUAAUUUCUCUCUGCUAGCUCCUUUUAGGUGUUCUUUGCUCCUAUGUUGAACUACAUGAGAACAAGGAGCACAUUGCACCGAGUAGCCUCAUGCCUGAUGUUGCACAUUCUUCCCUUGAUAUCUGCAAAUAUAGCACAAAUGUCUGUAGUGAGAGGGCCUUUGCAUGUAUCACUGUAUGUGUGAAGCCCUCUCUGGAAUCUGCAGGCAAGAUAGAAAUUCACUAGGAGAAGGGGGGGUAUGAUCUUGGCUGUAUCUGACUGGGCAUGAUAGGUAAGACCAGUUUUUGAAAAUGUCUGCAUAAGAAGCUUCUGCAAAGACCAUUUUGACUAAAAGUGCCCAUGCAGAAUUCAAAUUGCAUUCAUAUAUGCUCAGGUUAUUAUUUGCAAAAAUAAACUUUGCUGCAAAAUUACGUGACUUGACUCACUAUGAAGAUAUCCACGAAAUAGUGUUUAGGAUUAAUGGAUAAAAUUCCAAUUUUUUAAUGGUAUUUUUGAAGUAAAUGCGAUGUACAUCUCAGUUGGAUAGCGUUUAAGAUAUUAAUAGUCUGGUGCUCUUUAUUGCUAUGCAAGCUCAACUUCACAUGAACCUCCCAUUGAAAUCAGGCUGCAGUUUUAAAAAACCUUUUUUCAGUAUAAAAACACAUUUCUUUCUUACAAGGUAAGGGCAGACACAACUAUUUACAACAUGACUAGUAUUAUUUUACUUAGAAGUAGGGUUUUAGUAUCACUCAUGGUUGUUGUACAUACAUCAUACAUUAACAUACAUUAACAAGGACGUUAAAAUAGUUACAUGAAUUAAGCCUUUCUCCAAUACAAAUAUUGAUGAUUGGAACUGCUCAUUAUCCUCUAUAUCCUCUGCCAUGUACCACUGGUGUUUUGGUGUGAUAACUAAUCCAGUUCACUUUCCCCCUCACUUCAGGCUAGCUCUUUGCACGGCUUUGUCUCGCCUCGGACAAGAACUUGCAACCUUUAGUCGGAGGGCCGUGUCAGAUACUUUGCUUACAAUCAAUCGAAUGGAGCAGGCGCGCACAGAGUAUAGAGGGGCUUUGCUGUGGAUGAAGGAUGCUUCGCAAGAACUGGACCCAGACACUUGCAAACAAAUGGAAACAUUCAGAAAAGUAGAUAUUCCCAAAGCUAAGAUCUCCUAGGCCAACUUUUCCCAGCCUGUUGCCCUUCACAUGUUUUGGACUACAACUCCCAUUAUCCCUGACCAUUGGCCAUGCAUCCUGAUGUCAUGUGUGCAACAUUGCUGUUAAGUUGUGGGUGAACAUAUCAGACGACACAGCGAUUCUUCAAACAGCUCUUGCUUAUUCACAGGCCAGAACAGAACUGAACUGAAGGGUUCAGUCAGCCUGCUUAUAUAGAGCUCCAGUACAACGUUACUGUAACAAUUUUCUAAAACUAUCCAAUCACUGAACGUCACUUUCGAUCCCUUAUUUGCAUAACUAUCUACAGUAUCCCCCUGCUGGUCCAGGGUGAGAACUUCAGUACAUAACAAUUGCCCCUCCCCCAUCAUCCUUGCAAGCCGGUGCCUCUGCUAAUGGGAACUGUGAUCCAAAAGGUUGGGGUUGACUGUUGUAGGCCCUGUUUCUUCCAGGGAUUGCAUCUGCGGAAGGAUUGGUGAUGAGUUUCAAGCACAUGCACUCUCUUCUGAAAUCUUUCCACGCUCCGUCACACCAAGAAGUGGGAAUCCCAUAGUUAUUUGUACGUUAAAUCCCCCUGGUUCUGCAGGAUAAAAUGGACUUUUGGAGAUUUCAAGAAAGGAGUUAAAGAAACAAAGACUUGUCCUUAAUUAAGAGUAAUAACUCCUGGGGUUUGUGUAAAUAUUGGAGGAAUAGGAAGACACAUCCUCCUAAAUAAUCACUGCAGAAGUAAUUUAUUCUUUUGCUUAUGUUUGUUUGAAUUGGCAAGGAGAUGUCCAGUCAGUGCUUCAGCGUGAGAGGAAUAUGUAGAGUAUACACAGAUCAGUAUACAACAUACAAAGAAGCUAAUGGGAGUUGUCAUAGCACUAAUACAAGGUUAACUGUUCCCCCAUACAGCAUGUGACAAGCCUGAUCUUAUAGGCUGCUGUGUUUGUGCAGCAGCUCAUAUGAUUAGGCUGCUAAGUAUAAAUAGUGAAUUUUAGAGCAUGCACCUAAACGAGUGUUGUGCUUAUUUGUUUGCUUUCAAACAUCAUUUCAGUUUCCUCUUUUCUUAUUCUAGGUGCAGAUGCAGGUAAGAAAUACCAAAGCACAGUUUGAUAAGCUGAAGAUGGAUGUUUGUCAGAAGGUAGAUCUUCUUGGAGCCAGCCGCUGUAAUAUGCUGUCACACUGUCUUGCUGUCUACCAGGUAUCAGCUCCUGUUUUAGAUGGCCUGAGGAUUUCUGUGCCAUUGAUGAAUGACCUUUGAAGCUUAAUGUAGCCUCUUCCUGUGUUCAUAAUGAUCUAGUAGGCGUAGGAUGCUUAAGAACAGCUGACUGAUGGAAGUAUAAACGAUAUAUUAGGGUACUUCCACAUGACCUAGGUCCCAUCUGUGGAUGGGAUGUGGGUGGCGCUGUGGUCUAGACCACCGAGCCUCUUGGGCUUGCCGAUCAGAAGGUCGGUGGUUCGAAUCCCCGCUCUGUCCCAGCUCCUGACAACCUAGCAGUUCAAAAGCAUGCCAGUGCAAGUAGAUAAAUAGGUACCACUGUGGUAGGAAGGUAAACAGCAUUUCUGUGUGCUCUGGUUUCUGUCACGGUGUACAGUUACUCCAGAAGCGGUUUAGUCAUGCUGGCCACAUGAUCCAGAAAGCUGUCUGUGGACAAACGCUGGCUCCCUUGGCCUGAAAGCGAGAUGAGCGCUGCAACCUCAAACCAGCCUUUGACUGGACUUAACUGUCCAGGGGUCCUUUACCCUACACAUUUAAAAGCAGCAUCAUGCCACUUAAAUCAGUCACAGCUUCCCGCAAAGAAUACUGGGAGCUGUAGUGAUGUUCAGGGUGCUGAGAUUGGUUUGCCUCUUUCGAAGCAAGUCAGAGGAUAGCAGCUGUAUGAGGGGAAUAGGAAUCUCCUCACCACUUUUCGCAGCCUUAACAUAGCUACAGUUCCCAGAGUUCUUUGAGGGAAGCCAUGAAUGUUUAAAGUGGUAGGAUAGUGUCUUACAUGUACAGUGCAGAUGGGGCCCUUGAGUAGUUAAAGGCAAGCUUUCCCUGUUCACCUUAGAAUUAGAUCAGUUUUUUUAAAGCUCCUGUAGAACACUCAGAAAAAAAUGUCUGUUUGUUUUUUCCUCCAGAAAAAGACAACUCCACCCUUGCUCUCUGUGCUACUUCACCUUUUUUCCAAGCUAGCUGCGCAACCACAAUUGACUAAAAUGUGUCCCUAAAUAACAGCCCUGGAGGGCAAGUGUUUCCUGAUGAUAUUUUAAGUGUAGCCUGUCCAUUUCAAUGCAAUCAUAUAGAAAAAUAAUGACAUCUAUUCAUUAUUUACUGUAUAUCCUUUGCUAUUUCAAUUUUGUGCGCAAAAUGGUUUUUUAAAAAGAUAAUAUCGUGCGCGCGCACACACACACGUACAUACAUAUACUGUGAAUGUAUUUUACUUUGCUUUCUUUAGAUGACCUUUUUGCAUUUCUGUGAAAAGUCUGUUCAAAAGAUGAAUGAAAUUAACGAAGGCUUUGCACAUCCCCACUCGUAUCAUCAGAAUGCAUGUGAGGUAAAGAUAUUUUUCACUUAGUUGGUCAAUUAAAAAAACCACGCCAGGUCUAGAGAAGUAAGCACACUGCAUAUUGUUAGCUAGUUUGGGAUUGUGUUUCCUUGCUUGUAUCCGUUUUAUAGCAGAACCUCGGUUGUCAAACGUAAUCUGUUUCAGUAGACCAUUCAACUUCCGAAAUGUUCAACAACAUAUGCACAAAGGGCUGUCAGCAAUUUCCACUGAGAAAAUUGAAAAACAAUCCACGGAAGCCGUUCGACUUCUGAGGCACGUUCGAAAACGGAAGCAAUUACUUCCGGGUUUUCGCCGUUUGGCUUCCAAAACUUUUGGCUUCCGAGAUGCUCGAAAACCGAGGUUCCACUGUAUUUCAAAAUAUACUGUUUAGCAUUUAGGUCAGUCAGUACAGCAUAUUCUGCGCUCCAAGUGUAUUUUCAAGUGUAUACUUAGGCCCAAAUUACUCAUUUUGGAAAGAUAGGCCACUGCCAAGCUGUGUCUUCCUAGCAAAGUGUAGUUGAAAAAACGUGUGAUGUGAUAGCAUCAUAUUAAUAUCUCCCUGUCUCAUGCUGCUUGUGGGGCAGAGGUGUGAAAAAACUUAAGACAUGUAAUGACAUGUAAUUCAUUUCCCCAUCCACAAGUUAUGACUUUUCUUUAUCUGAAAUAUGUGGUUUGAGCCUUAGGUGUAAUUCCAAAAAAACUUGCAUAUGAGAUAGGAUUGGGCUUACAAUCACCUGGGAGAAAGUAGUGGUUUGUCUUGCAUGGGGACGUCAUGACUGCCAUGAUAUUCUCCUCCAUUAUUUUAAUGUCCUUUUAGUUGUUACAUUUAGGAAGGGCUAUUCCAGUUUGGAGAGGGAUAUUUGUAUGUACUGAUUAGGUCCCUGCUGGUACAACAGCACCUCCAUGGCAAGAGAUGUCCCAAAAAGCCUUUUAAGAUGCAUGACUGUCUUGAAAGGCAAAGGAAAAAUGAAGCCUUAACUGUGACCAUAGUAAUAAUGUGAAAAAGAAACAAGGCUUGGUAAUUCUAUCAAUAUGUGGCUCGUAGAGUCUGCUUGCCUUUCCAUGAUUGUUAAUGCGUGCUUAAGGUUACAGCCCUUUAUUUUACACCAGCUGUGGGGCCUUAGCACCUGGUAUACCUUAGCACUCGGUCCAGUAUACCUGGAGGAGCGUCUCCACCUCCACCGUUCUGCCCGGACACUGAGGUCCAGCGCCGAGGGCCUUCUGGCGGUUCCCUCACUGCGAGAAGCCAAGUUAGAGGGAACCAGGCAGAGGGCCUUCUCGGUAGUGGUGCCCGCCCUGUGGAAUGCCCUCCCACCAGAUGUCAAAGAGAAAAAUAACUACCAAACUUUUAGAAGACAUCUGAAGGCAGCCCUGUUUAGGGAAGCUUUUAAUGUUUAAUAGGUUAUUGUAUUUUAGUGUUUUGUUGGAAGCCACCCAGAGUGGCUGAGGAGACCCAGCCACAUGGGCAGGGUAUAAAUAAUAAAUUAUUAUUAUUAUUAUUAUUAUUAUUAUUAUUAUUAUUAUGGUAGGAGCCAGUGGGGUACAUAAAAGCCGCUGUCAAGACAGGUGCACAAGGGUGGUGGUGUUAAGUUGUGGGUGAACAUAUCAGAUGACACAGCGAUUCUUCAAACAGCUCUUGUUUAUUCACAGGCCAGGACAGAACUGAACUGAAGGGUUCAGUCAGCCUGCUUAUAUAGAGCUCCAGUACAAUGUAACUGUAACAAUUUUCUAAAACUAUCCAAUCACUGAAUGUCACUUUUGAUCCCUUAUUUGCAUAACUAUCUACAGUAUCCCCCUGCUGGCCCAGGGUGAGAACUUCAGUACAUAACAGGUGGGAAUAUGAACAGGGUUGUGUUUUAGGGGUAGGCCUGCUAAGAUGCUGCUUAGCAGUACCAGCUUAGCAGAUGGAUGGUUGUGGCAUGGUCCCAUGUCUUCUCAGGAGGAUUCCAGUUAGGUCCUGAAGCUGGGGUGCUAGCCUGCAGGGGUGCCUGGGGCAUCUAGAGAUCUGUAUCCUUGACUCGUGUGACAGUGGGUGUUGUGGUAUUGCGUGCUUGUGUGUUGUGCACAUUGAGGUGGCAUCACAUCGCCCUGCCAUCCCCUCACAUUAGCCAGUGUGGAUUUACUGCUCCAUUUGUGGCCAUCAUAAGAGCAGUGCCUCUCUCAUGUCCUGUGACUGGGGGGCAAUGAUACUGUUGUCAAGGACGUUGGUGUUAUGUACUGAAGUUCUCACCCUGGGCCAGCAGGGGGAUACUGUAGAUAGUUAUGCAAAUGAAGGAUCGAAAGUGAUCUUCAGUGAUUGGAUAGUUUGUAUGCAAAUGAAGGAUCGAAAGUGACGUUCAGUGAUUGGAUAGAUUUAGAAAAUGGCAACAGUUACAUUGUUCUGGAGCUCUAUAUAAGCAGGCUGACUGAGCUCCUCAGUCAGUUCUGUUCCAGCUUACAAAUAAAGAGCUGCUUUGGAAGAAUCGCUGUGUCGUCUGAUAUGUUCGCCCACAACUUAACAGUUGGAGGCACGGCUCGUUUUUGCUGUGGUUUUACAUGCUCCUCCCUCUUCGUCCUGUGCAGAGCACAUAUUGAUACAGUGAUGUUUCACUGGCAUACUGGUGGCAUCGUCCAGCCCCAGUGUAAUUGUGAUAAGGAAGGGGUCCAAUAUAAAUCAAUAGGUAAAUAAAUCUAAUUACAAAGCAUAGUAUUUAUUCUUUCUCCCUAGAAGAUAACCCAUCAGAUGGGUUACUAGCUUAGCAAUGUUCUAAUAUCAACAGCAAGCUUUCAGCACGUGCAGUACUUGUUUAAAACAAAUCACAUUAAGGUUUUCUGUUUUUAACUAUGGUGGCCUGACAGUUAUAUGUAUAAGAAAGCUAAUACUCUUACACAACUAGUCUUAGCCCAAUACAAGUCUUGUUGGAGGGGAUCAAACUAUAGACAAUUUUAUUUUAAAUAACAAUUUUAUGAGCAAUUGCAGAAGCUUGUUAACCAAUCUACUGAGGAAGAGGAGGAGAAUGCGGAAGGAGACACUACCCCUGAAAUGCUUGAUAAGUAAGUUUUAAUGGUUUAACAUUUCAGAGAACUAAAUAGCCAAAACUGAGCACAUAGUCCAGCUUUUUGCAUGCCAGGUAAGGCUAAGAAGGGAGCAAGGCUUACUUCAUUUCCUGGAGGCCACAUGGUGGUGGGGAGAAAGAGGCAGACCAGGUCAAAGGGGUCAGAGCAACUUGUAAUUCUUGACAUCGUAAUUGUUACCAUCCUGGUUGCUGAGGGUCUCUGGAGGAGGCUGGCCUACCCAUUCCCUUCCUUCAUUCUCCAGGCUCUUGCAAGUGAAUAAAGAUUUCCUUAGCUGGUUCUCAGUGUCAUUCAUCUCGAGUGGGGACCUGCCAGUGUCUCUCCUAUAUUCCAUUUAGGGUUUGUUGUUGUUGUUGUUUAGUCGUUCAGUCGUGUCCGACUCUUCGUGACCCCAUGGACCAGAGCACACCAGGCACUCCUGUCUCCCACUGCCUCCCACAGUUUGGUCACACUCAUGCUGGUAGCUUCGAGAACACUAUCCAACCAUCUCAUCCCUUCUCCUUGUGCCCUCCAUCUUUCCCAACAUCAGGGUCUUUUCCAGGGAGUCUUCUCUUCUCAUGAGGUGGCCAAAGUAUUGGAGCCUCAGCUUCACGAUCUGUCCUUCUAGUGAGCAAUCAGGGCUGAUUUCCUUAAGAAUGGAUAGGUUUGAUCUUCUUGCAGUCCAUGGGACUCUCAAGAGUCUCCUCCGGCACCAUAAUUCAAAAGUAUCCAUUCUUCGGCGAUCAGCCUUCUUUAUGAUCCAGCUCUCACUUCCAUACAUCACUAAUGGGAAAAACCAUAGCUUUUACUAUACGGACCUUUCCAUUUAGGGUACACUUUAACAACUGAUUCCAGGACAUUGGUCUGAGGACCAUUUUGCAGAAGCUAAGCAGCUCUGGGCGUGGUCAGUACCUGGAUGUGAAAGAUGGGCUAUAAAGCUGCUAAAUAAAUAAACUGAAAUUAACAGAAGAGUCUGCUCAUGAGCACCUGGACUGCUUGAUGCUCUGUGUAGGAUGGGAAUUCAUGUGCUGCCAGGCCAGUUGGAUACACUAGUGCAUUGGGGGGGGGGGGAGCUGCUGUUACUCUCUAAAUCAGGGGUCAGCAAGGUUUAUCUUGCUUGGCCCGGAUUGCGCGUGUGCCCGCAAAUUUUGGCGUGUGCAGAUGUGAUUUUGGGGGUCUGUAUCUGCGCAGAUACAAUUUCCAGCACUGUGGAAGCGAGUCCCCACGCUGCGCUAAACUGGCGAGCAGGCAACUCAGUUCGGGGGCCGGUCAAAAGACCUCAGCGGGCCGUUUCCGGCCCAUGGGCCUUAGGUUGCUGAUCCCUGCUCUAAAUAUUUGGUGCACAUGUGGAGCGUCUGCGCUGUAUCUUUUACAAGGGCUGUCAGAUGUGAUCAACUAGGUGAAUCCAGAGAGCAUGAAUACCUUGUUGUGGCAAUGGGAAGCUACCUGUUAAGUUGUGGGUGAACAUAUCAGACAACACAGCGAUUCUUCAAACAGCGCUUGUUUAUUCAGAGGCCAGAACAGAACUGAGCUGAAGGGCCCAGUCAGCCUGCUUAUAUAGAGCUCCAGUACACAUAAUUGUAACAACUUUCUAAAACUAUCCAAUCACUGAACGUCACUUUCGAUCCCUUAUUUGCAUAACUAUCUAUCCCUGCUGGCCCAGGGUGAGAACUUCAGUACAUAACACUACCAACCUACACCCUCCCCACCCCCCAUAACCCAUUUAGAAACAAACAACACCCACUGGUUUUACAACCCGGGCUGUGGGUUUUCAGCUUUUAAAAUAAAUUCUUUCUAAAACUAACAUAAUACUUAAGGGCAGGGCAUUUUUCAGCCAGAACUCGCAGGCACCACUGCCAUUACAAGAGAACAAGGGUGGCUUUUGUGGUGAGUUCCGGCACUUCUUUUUCUAGGGGGGAAAAAAAGCACUGCUUAAGGGAAAUAGAAUAGUUCUGUGCAGAUAUUAUGGUAUUCCUUGGAUCUUGACCAUAUGAAUUCAGAAAUAAAAAUUGGAAUCCUGAGAAAACUUAGCUGGUGAUAUGCUCUUUUGAACUCAUUGGGAUUUACUUUAGAGAAGGUAUACAUAUUUAGGCUUGCACUGUUAUGAGGCAUUCCUAUUUUUACUAAUAUUACCACAAAGAAAUGCUUCCAGUGCCAUAAAGCUUGAUAUGACUGACUUCUAUUUAUUUUUACUCAAGGCUGAUUUUACUGGAUGAAGAUGCCUCUGAAAUUCUGUCAGACUCAGGUAAGAUGCCAAAUAUUUGGUUAGAUAUCUCUGGAACCAGUAACAAAGGCUUUGUGGUGUUUCAGGCCCCCGAGAUGAUGAUGAAUAUUAGGGGGGGGGAGCAUUUCUGAUUCGCCACUCCAUUAUUCUCCCCCUUGCAUGCGAAAGGUUCCAGAUUUAAUUCCGGGCAUCUCCAGGAAGGGCUGAGAAAGAGUCUUAAACCUGGAGUCUCACUGCUAGUCAGUGCAGACAUUAAGUAAGCUUGAUGGACCAAUGAUCUAAAUCAGAAUAAGUCAACCUCCUGUAAUAUUCAUUUAUUUCCAAAUUCAUCUAUAGAAUAUUCAAGAGGUGUACAAAAGUAGAGCAUAAUACAGUGGUACCUUGCGUUAAGUACUUAAUUCGUUCCGGAGGUCCGUUCUUAACCUGAAACUGUUCUUAACCUGAAGCACCACUAUAGCCGCCGGAGCACGAUUUCUGUUCUCAUCCUGAAGCAAAGUUCUUAACCUGAAGCACUAUUUCUGGGUUAGCGGAAUCUGUAACCUGAAGCGUAUGUAACCCGAGGUACCACUGUACUAAUAAUAAAGCAAAAUUAAAAAUAUGAAGCCAACAAUAAUAAAAAAGCUUCAGAAAUGUUAUGUACUGAGUUGAAUAGGAUCCAAAAUGCAGCAGUCUGAUUGGUCCUAGAACAAUUGGAUCCAGAAUGCAGCGGUCUGAUUGGUCCUAGAACAAUGCAGCAGUAUGAUUGGUCCGCAGGAUCCACCCAUUCCAGCUCCAGGUGGAAGUGAAUCCACAACCUGAUUGGCCUACAGGAGAAUCCCGGAAUUAGCCAAUCACGUGCAGCCCAUUGUGUAAAUAAUGUAUAUAAAGCAGAUAUUUGGGGGGAACUUCCAUUUCCUCCUCACCACUAUGAGCUGAAUAAAGAGCAUGAAAUCCACUCUCGACCGAGUAUAUUUCAAGAAAUAAGCUAGUCUAAGAAGUCAAAAAGAACUAGGCUGUCAUAGAUAAAAGCAUGUACUUGAGUCACAGUACGGUUUACUGCAGGAUCAUGCUGCACCAUCACCAAAUCGUCAUCCACAAAUCUAAGUGAGAAGGAUGUGCGUAGGGGGAGAGGCAGCUUCUCAGAUACCCUGGUCCAGGGUUACAUUUAGCAGUGGUAGGGAGCCUUUUCUGGCCAGUGGGCCAGAUCUUAAUGGCCCUUAUGGGCAAAAGUUUGCAGGUGAGUGAAACUACACACCUGUCCGUCACCUGACACAAUAGCCCUUUGUAAGUUCCCUGUGCUGCUGGCUUAAACCUCCAAAAAUCAGAGGUUUAUAGAGGAGAGCAGGGAUGUUUAACAAAGGGCUUUGAAACAGCCUCACCCUGCUGUUUGAGCCUUUGGUUUUUGGAGGUUCAAAGAGCAGUGCUGGUAGGGAGAAGCGAUUUCCAUUGAAUAGAAACUACUGUCCACUCCUUGAGCAAGGUACACUUACACCACCUGUCAGCUAAAAGAGGUUUAAAGACUGUCUCAAGGCAAAUCUAAAAAUAUGUAGUAUAAACACCAACAAUUGGGAAACACUUGCCUGCGAGCGCUCCAACUGGAGAACAGCCUUUACCAAAGGUGUCAUGGGCUUUGAAGACACUCAAACUCAGGACACAAGGGAGAAACGUGCUAAGAGGAAGGCACACUUGGCAAACCCUCACCGUCAUCAACUCCCACCUGGAAACCAAUGUCCCCACUGUGGAAGGAUGUGUGGAUCCAGAAUUGGCCUCCACAGUCACUUACGGACUCAUUGUUAAAACCGUGUUUAUGGAAGACAAUCUUACUUGGCACACAAGCCAAAGCUGGCAAAAUGCACUCCUAUUAUAUUAUUAUUAAAUUUACAUUUAUAUCCCACCUUUUCCCCAGUCUGGUACUCAAGGCAGUUUACAGAUUAAAAUACAAAAACAUAUAUGAAAUCUGUUGUUGUUGUUGUUUAGUCGUUUAGUCGUGUCCGACUCUUCGUGACCCCAUGGACCAGAGCACGCCAGGCACUUCUGUCUUCCACUGCCUCCCGUAGUUUGGUCAAACGCAUGCUGGUAGCUUCGAGAACGCUGUCCAACCAUCUCGUCCUCUGAAGUCCCCUUCUCCUUGUGCCCUCCAUCUUUCCCAACAUCAGGGUCUUUUCCAGGGAGUCUUCUCUUCUCAUGAGGUGACCAAAGUAUUGGAGCCUCAGCUUCAGGAUCUGUCCUUCCAGUGAGCACUCAGGGCUGAUUUCCUUAUGAAUGGAGAGGUUUGAUCUUCUUGCAGUCCAUGGGACUCUCAAGAGUCUCCUCCAGCACCAUAAUUCAAAAGCAUCAAUUCUUCGGUGAUCAGCCUUCUUUAUGGUCCAGAUUUCACUUCCAUACAUCACUACUGGGAAAACCAUAGCUUUUACUAUACGGACCUUUGUUGGCAAGGUGAUGUCUCUACUUUUUAAGAUGCUGUCUAGGUUUGUCUAGGGACGCGGGUGGCGCUGUGGGUAAAACCUCAGCGCCUAGGGCUUGCCGAUCGCAUGGUUGGCGGUUCGAAUCCCCGCGGCGGGGUGAGCUCCCGUCUUUCAGUCCCAGCUCCUGCCCACCUAGCAGUUCGAAAGCACCCCUAAGUGCAAGUAGAUAAAUAGGUACUGCUUUAUAGAGGGAAGGUAAAUGGCAUUUCCGUGUGCUGCGCUGGUGCUGGCUCGCCAGAGCAGCUUCGUCACACUGGCCACGUGACCCGGAAGUGUCUCCGGACAGCGCUGGCCCCCAGCCUCUUAAGUGAGAUGGGCGUACAACCCUAGAGUCGGACACGACUGGCCCGUACGGGCAGGGGUACCUUUACCUUUACCUUUAGGUUUGUCAUUGCUUUUCUCCCAAGAAGCAGGCGUCUUUUAAUUUCAUGGCUGCUGUCACCAUCUGCAGUGAUCAUGGAGCCCAAGAAAGUAAAAUCUCUCACUGCCUCCAUUUCUUCCCCUUCUAUUUGCCAGGUGGUGAUGGGACCAGUGGCAUAUAUGAAAUAGAAAACGCUAAAAACGGAAAAGCUUAUUGCUACAUUGAAUACAACCCUAUGCCUUUGGACAAAAUAGAAUGUUCUUUUUGGCUUAUCUAAGACUGCAAUCCUAUACCUACUUACCUGGACAUAAGUACUAUAAAAUUCAAUAGAUUUACUUCUAGACAGACAUGGAUUGGAGUGCAGUAUAAGUUACACGUGAUAAAACUGAAAAAUGGGAUAGGGAUAAGGUGGGUAUAAUAUGUAGAUAUAAGGAUGGAGUGUGGCAUGUUCUGAGCGAUAAAGUGAAUGUAAAGAUUUGUUUCCCAAGGUUGCAAGGACAAAACUAUUAAAUACUAAGAGCUAUAUCCAAUUAAGUCAUGCUCAUUAGACAUAUUAAAAUCAAGGACUUGACUAACUUAGGCCCAUUGAUUUCAGUGGGUCUACUCCGAGUAUGACUUAGUUAAUUACAUCCCACAAUAUGAAGCUUUUACUGGUAUUUUUGUGUCUGAUUUUAUUUGUUGCACUAUAGUAGUACAUUCACUGAGAUGAUGUAACACCAUAAGCAGUAUUAUAAUGGACAGUGUGUCCGAUAGAUUAUUUAGAAAUUUCUGCUUGGGAUUUAUACUUUUGUAUUUGAUACAAGUAUUUCCAACAGUAUUUUCUUCUGGUAUUCCAGGGUCAGAUGAAACAAAAGAGAACCUGUGUCAGAUGAGCAAAUCUGGUGAUCCAUGCAUCCCUGAAAAAGGUAAUAAUUCUCAAUCUGCAAAGAAAUUAAUGCUUCAUUUUAUUCAUUUAUUUAACAAAAUAAUAUAUGCUGCUUGAUUGCAAUAAAACGUCAAGAUGGUUUGUAUGAAACAUUAUAAUAGCUAUAUAAAAUAAUAGAAAAUUAAUAUAUUAACACUUUCCUUUCACAAUGGCAUUCUCUGUGUACAGAAAAUAGCUGUAUUGUGAUGCGUUAAGGACAGUGUGAUUGCAUUUUUCAUUUGAUACUGGGUGCCUGGGCUAUACAGCUUGCUUCAUAUAGUAAAUAUGAUGAUGGGUGGGUGUGUAUAUACAAAGGGGGGACAGAGGUAGACACCAUGUUCUCUAAUGCCCCAUUGUUUUAACAACAAUUUGCUGAAUUCAUUAAUACCUUUUGCGAUCUUUUUAGUUGCAUUCUCUACAAUUCUGCCUCAAUUCCUUUUCCUUUUCUUUUUUUGCAUAUUCUUUAAAGGAGUGAAUUAGUGGACUGUCUUCUCUUCUGUGGUUUUAAGCCUCUCUUUCUUUUUACUAUCUCUUAAUGAAUUAGUGUGGCCUUUUGGUCUCCACUAUCAACUCCACAUUUAUAACAUCCACCACCUCUCUUGCUCCUCUUGACCUGAGGAGUCCCAUCACACCAGCAGCUGUCUUGCAACUUACCAGCUGGCUUCAGGCUCGCUGAGUUUAAGUUGGAAAAGGGACUAGGAAAUACGGGUAAUUUUCAUGCGGUUGCUAGACAACCAAGCAGUCAUUCCCUGUUGUUUCUCAGUUAACAGGAACUAUUUGUAGAUGCCUCUAUGGCUGCUGAGUAACCACUUGCAAUCCUCUCCAUUUCCCCCUCCUCUGUCACUUAAGGUUUAGUGGCCCAGCUGCCCUGAACUCAGCAGAAAAGUACUACAGCUGCUGCUAUUACACUAUAAUUUAUAGCGGCAGUAGGAAUGCUGGCUAGAACACUACUGAGCUGUUUUUUGUUUGGCCCAGCCAUAGCUACCUUAAUUAUUAUUUUUUCAAAAAAAAUUAUUGGUUUUCACAAUAUUAUAAACAAACAAACAAACACACAAACAAACAAACACACAAGACAAACAAACAUAAAUCAUAGCCUUAUUGAAAAUUACACUUAUUAACUUUUUUAAGUGACUUCCUCGCUUCCCCUUGGUUGAAUUUCAUUGCAUGUCCUUUUAAUGGUUUUCUAAAUCCCAAUUCUUAUGAAAUUUAACUUAAACAUUAACAUCCUUAAAUCUUCACCUUAUGGAAUUAAACAUAUUAAUUCGUCACUUAACAUAAAUAAAAUCCUAAGCCAAUUAAGUAUCUGCAAGCUUGCAGCCAUAGCUACCUUUAAGCACAAUGUUUUACAAAAGUAGUAGAAGCUAUCAGCUGUGUUGACGUGGGACAGCAUCCGGUUCUGGAGGAUUGAAAAUAAAGCAGUCAUGAAUAGGAGAGUACCUGAAUAGGGGCAGAGGAGUGGUAGAUCAUUCUUGAUUAGGGGGAAAAACACCUCUAAUAUUCAUUUACACUGGACAGCAGCUGGUUCACAAAACAUCCUCCCUCUGUCUCACCACACCCAGCCUUCUUUGCCAAGAACUCAGGCACAGUCAUUGUAUCUUACUUGGGUUCUGAACCCUCUCCUUUUCAUGAAUGUAGGAUUGUCCAGGCAUUAUCCAGCCCAUUUCCCUUUCCUUGCUACCAGUUCGUUUUCGUCUUCCUGAAGCACAGGAGGCAAAGUGGCUUUGCCAAAGGCCAUUCCAUAGCGUUUGCUGCAUCCUCAGCUGUUGAGGCCGCAAGCCAAAUAGCACACACAAAGACAGGCUUAUACCCUAAAAGCAGAUCUCUUCCAGCUACGGCAUCUGCCAGUGACUGAGGCUGGCAAACACAGCUCUGAACCUGAGAAACUUGCAUGCCACAAGCUAGCUCCAUGCAGACUAGACCCAAGUUGCCUACAGGCCGAGGCACGUUUGAAGGCUGUACUUUUCUUCCUAGGUGUGCUAAAUAGCUUUCAUCUUUUAAGCAACUGAUCUAGAGGAACUGAUCUUGCUGUUGAAAGUUCUCUCGGGGUUUGAAAUAAGGAAGUCACUUUAGUAAAGGGACUCCUGACCAUUAGGUCCAGUCGUGACCGACCCUGGGGUUGCGGCGCUCAUCUCGCUUUAUUGGCUGAGGGAGCCGGCGUACAGCUUCCGGGUCAUGUGGCCAGCAUGACUAAGCCGCUUCUGGCGAACCAGAGCAGCGCACGGAAACACCGUUUACCUUCCCGCUGGAGUGCUACUUAUUUAUCUACUUGCACUCUGACAUGCUUUCGAACUGCUAGGUUGGCAGGAGCAGGGACCGAACAAUGGGAGCUCACCCCAUCGCGACCUUCUGAUCGGCAAGUCCUAGGCUCUGUGGUUUAAGCCACAGCACCACCCGGAGUCACUUUACAACCUAUUCAAUUAGCCUGUCAGUUUGUUUUCAUGGCACUAAUAUUGGAGAAAUGUAUUUGGGAAACAUGUAGAUGACAACCAAGCCAUCAAGUAUUUCGAAUUCUUACGUACCAGGACUUUUCCAUCCCUAUAUCACUCUGCAAGACUUCAUUAACUACAAUGCCUUGGCAGUAACAACCUUUGGUGGUAAGUUGUGUAAGAAGUAGAAAGUUCAAUUUAUCUCAGCCACCACACUUCUCACUCCAGUCAACAUGUAGCAACUAAUUCUGUGCCCAGAUUCUUUUACAAAACUAACAAAACACUCUGUCAACUAGUUGUACAAGCAGGUGUGUGUAUCUAUCUCCCACUUCUUUCUGAAACAGCCAAGUUUCAGGAUUUUCAUUUUUAAAAUGACCUUGUGCAGUCUUUGCUACUGGCUAGGAAGGAAGACUUUACUUAUGGGGCAAGUUUCUCAGGUCCAGCUCUAGAAUCACAUUGUGCAAUCACUGGAGAGCUAUGCAAAUUAGAGAUCAUUUGUGGUAUGUUAUUGUAUAUUGAUAUACUUGAGAACAAAGAAUGACUGUAUUGCUAAAUAACUUUUUGAGGCAUAAGUAGCCCCAAGGGGAAGAAAUAGGCUGCUAUUCCUUUACCAUCAUCUUUUUAUUUUACAUUUAUUUCAGAAUUUCCAACAGAUUCUUUGGAAGAAGAUUUUGCGAGAGAUUUUUCUUUCCUGGAGAAUUUAUCAAGCCCCAGUUCUUCAAGCAGAGGAAAUAUUAUACAGGAAUGCCAAACUGCAGAUGAUAGUCCCUUCAUGGCUCUCCCUGUUCAGGAACCUGCAACAGAGGCAAAAUCCCUAACUCACGCAUCUGGAUUUCUGCCUUCACAGCUCCUCGAUUUUGGCCUUCAUAGUAAGUAUUAGGAAAGGCAGCUUUUUAGUAACAUAAAUGGAGGAGAAACAUGAUUUAGCAAUGGAUUGAAUGAGGGGAAUGAACAAGACAGUGAAGCUAAUGAUAAAUACUAAGGCCAUGUGACUGUCAACUGGUGAUGUCAAUGGAUAAAGAGUGUCAAUGAACAGAGAAGGGCGUGGGAGAAAAGAUUAAAAGUAUGAUCUUGGACAUAUUGAGCAUGAUAAUGCACCCGAACAGAAACAUCAGGGAGGCACUUAGAUGUGGGAUUACAUGGAGAAAGUUAUGGGGAAGAGAGGUGGCGAUAGAUAUGUACAUAUAUAUAUUUUAAAAGUUUACUGACUCAGAUUGCCUACCUAAUUGACACCUGCAUACCAUCCAACUUCUUCAGAUAAAAAAACCAGGACAUGCAUCUUCUGGGAUGUGCUCCCAGGAGAGUCACAUGACCCACCAAACCCCUUUGUCAGAAUGUGAGUGCAUCACCCAAAAUGGCUGCUGCGAUCUCAUGCAAAAUAUUAGCAUGUCCCGCUUCCCGCCCCUACCGUGACACUUGGCAGGCAUGCACCUGCUGUUCCUAGAAUAUUUGCUAGACCCCAAAAUCUAAACUUUUGCCAUAGUUAUUAUUGAGGGUGUAGAGGUGGGCUUACCUGAACAGCUGUAAGCAUUAAGAAAUUAAUCGUUAUUUGGGUUUAGUCGUGAAUGGAGCAGCGUGUGUUAAAUGGUACUGUGUCAAAUAAAGACGAUCUUCCUGUUUUUCCCUCCCGGAGGUUGGAUCACACAGUCAGAAUUUCUAGACCCUUUCUCCAAACCAGAGCCUGAGAAGCAGCAAGGACCUGCACAAACCUUACCAAAGAUGCCACAAAAGUGUAAGUGAUAUAUUUCACACAAAUCCUUUUGUGGGGUGUGCAUGUUCAUUUUGUGCAAUGUAGAGGGAUGCGGGUGGCACUGUGGGUUAAACCACAGAGCCUAGGACUUGCCGAUCAGAAGGUCGGCGGUUCGAAUCCCCGCGACGGGGUGAGCUCCCGUUGCUCGGUCCCUGCUCCUGCCCACCUAGCAGUUCAAAAGCACGUCAAAGUGCAAGUAGAUAAAUAGGUACCGCUCUGGUGGGAAGGUAAACGGCGUUUCCGUGCGCUGCUCUGGUUUGCCAGGAGCGGCUUAGUCAUGCUGGCCACAUGACCCGGAAGCUGUACGCUGGCUCCCUCGGCCAGUAAAGCGAGAUGAGCGCCACAACCCCAGAGUCGGCCACGACUGGACCUAAUGGUCAGGGGUCCCUUUACCUUUACCUUAGCUUCUGAAAAGGAAGGUAAUCCUGACAACUGUAAUGUACUCUGAAUCCCCUGGGUGAGAAAUCAGCUCUUUAAACAGAAACUGUAAAGGCAAGUUUGAGGGAGUGAUACAAAUGCGGAUUCCCUCCACCACACACACACACACAUUGAGUAUGAGGUGAAACCAUCGUUGGGACAGGGCAGUGUCCAGUAGAAAAAGAAAGCCCCUCUAACCCCAUUCUGGUCUUCCACUUUAAAUGGCAGCCACAGUAGCUUCAUUAAGUAAAUAAAAUUCCCAACAAAAAGUAACUGAAUUAUAUGUAAUGCUUGCAGUACUAAACAGACAACUUGUUUUACUGUCCAUUGACCUUGAUUGUUAGGAAUACAGUGGUACCUCUGGUUAUGUACUUAAUUCGUUCCGGAGGUCCGUUCUUCACCUGAAACUGUUCUUAACCUGAAGCACCACUUUAGCUAAUGGGGCCUCUGGCUGCUGCCGCAGCACUGGAGUACGAUUUCUGUUCUCAUCCUGAAGCAAAGUUCUUAACCCGAGGUACUAUUUCUGGGUUAGCGGAGACUGUAACCUGAAGCGUAUGUAACCCGAGGUACCACUGUACUUGUCUGUUUAUUAAAUAGUUUUUAAAAUUAACAACUAUUAUUUCUAAGUGGCUUAAAAGGAUACAGUACAAAGAAGUAAAAAUCACCAAUCCACUCAUUAAUUAAGAUGAAGGAAGAGAAUGUCUGAGCAGUAAAAAAUAUUUCUUAAAAUCUCUGUCUAGGUCAGGGGUGCCCAAACUUUCUUCAAAGAGGGCCUGAUUUGAUGAAGUGAACAUGCGUGAGGGCCGACCUUUUUCUACGAUAAUUUUUACCCCAUAGUUGUUGAUUUUUUUAAAGGAUUUGAUCCCAAUAGAUAAACUGCCACAAGGGCCAGAUGAAACCCUCAAAACAGACUUUGUUUUUUUAAAAAAAGAUAUUUAUUAAACUUUUCAACAUGUUACAAAAAUGAGCGAAAAAAGAAAAGCAGAUAAAAAAAGAAAAAAGGUGUAAAAAUGGAAAAAUACAAAAAUACAAAGUUAAAAAAACAAAUUAGUCUUUCUAUGUCUUAUCCUUCAUUUACUUGUUUCCUCGACCUCCUCACACCUCCCUUUUUUUGUAUUCCAGUUCACAUAUUCUGUUCAGCAGUUCCCUCCCCUCUUUUAAAUAUCCUAAUCAAUAAUCAUAAAGAUAUGUACUUUUGGAUUUUUACAUAUUACAUAGUAAACCCUUUUUUCAUCUUCCCUUGUAACAUUUCAGCUAAGAACCACUUAGUUUUUAUCGAACAUCAUUCUAACAUUCAUUAAUUUUACAAUAUUUCUGUAGAUAAUCUUUGAAUUUCUUCCAAUCUUCUUCCACCGACUCUUCUCCCUGGUCUCCGAUUCUGCCAGUCAUUUCCGCCCCUCAAAACAGACUUUGGACAUGCCUGGUCUAGGUCAAACAAUGAAAUUGGUUUCUUUUACCUGUCUUUCAGCUGUGGAGAAGACUAGUAGCCAAGACAUGUCAGCCUGGUUUAGUGCCUUUGCAGACUUGGACCCUCUUUCAAAUCCAGAUGCUGUUGGACGCUCGGAUGAUGAUCUCCUUACUGCAUGAUUAAGUGUAACCCAGAACAUAAAACUACUUUGGUAUGAAACUACCAUGUCCUUCCAAGAGAGACCUUAAGACACGGUUGCAGACAUCAUCGCAGAUAAAGAACAUCCAUGUUGUCACAUAAAGAAUAUCAGGAGUGUAAAGACCACCUAUGUUUCUUGAUUUCAUGAUCAUUUCCAAUGCUAUAAAACUUUACUAAUUACUACUGCAGAAAUGUCUUACAACACAAUUAAUUAGGAUUUCACCCAUAAAUUCAAUAAAUGAAAGUUAUAGGAAGCUGGGCAAACUAUAUUAUCUUUACUAUUACAGCUAGAUAACUAGUGUUCUUUACGUUAAGUCCUUGGUGCAUAUUUUUGCUUAAUCACUUCUUGGACUUUUGCCCUCUUAUAUUUCAUCUGUUCUUGAAGGACAAGCAGUAUAGACAAGCAGUUAUAUGCAUAUAUCAUCAUAGUUUUCCAAACCUUUUUCAAAAUGCCCAGUACAUUGUAAAAUUCCCUAUAUUGCACAUAUAAGCUAUUUUUAAAGUACCUGUGAAGCAGGAUAGAUAAAUGAAAAGUCAAGUAUCCUGCAGCUACUGAAGAUCAGUUAUGCUAAGAGGUCCAACUAGAGUGCCGCAAGCCCUUUAUAACCUGGAAAAGGUGCAUCUGAAGGGUAAUUAGGAUCAGAAAAGUGAAGUUAAAUGCUUCCCAGCCAAUGUUUCCUUGUUGCUUUUCUCUCUGAAGAGUUCCAAAUUCAUCUUGCGCCCAUCUAGAAACACCACAGAGAGAAAACUUGCAGGCCACUUCUCGGGUCUCUGUUGUCCCUCCUGAAGAUGCUUUUAAUGUUUAAAAAGGGCUGUCUGCUGAUGUACCGCCUAUCUUGGAAAUAGAAUUUUAAGGCACCAGAACCCUACAUUGGUUGCCUGUAUUGGCAAUCUGUUUUCCACAGUACUGAUCAAUUAUUUGCAUCGCUUAAGAAAGCAAACAUACCUAGUACCGAGUCUGCUUUCAUCUUUCAUCUGUUAUACAAGUUCAUUAUUUGGAAACUGAUUUCUAAAUAAUCAAUGAACGGUAUAGCUCCCCUCUCUAUAUAGGAAAAUGUUAACAGAUACAUAAUGCUUCAUAUUUAAAGAUAUAUUCUAUUUAGAGACAUGCGCCUUUUGAAUUUAAAUUGGUAGCUCAUUCUUCUACUUGUGACUGCUUGCAGUUUAAUAAAAAAUGUUACAGAACCAUCUCAUAAAUUGUCAUAAUUUGGUGAGUAAUUUUAGAAAGCAUGAAGUGUCCUUUAAUUAGAAAAAAAUAUAUUUCGCUAGUUAUUCUGGUAAUCAAUUAGUGUAAUAAAUAUUGUCUGAAAGUAAAAACAACAUCAAUAGUAUUGUUCUGCAUCAGACUUGUUGAUUAUUGUUGUCAAAUAUGGUUACAUUUCCAUUCAAGUUUUGCAUUUAGACCUAGUUUAGUGUCACAUCUUAUCUAUGUAAACUUCCUGGCUGCUUUUGUGGAAUUCUGGUCCCAUUCUUCUUCAUUAUAUAGUAUGCUACAUUAAAGGAUUUUUGGGAAGAUAAGAGACUAAUGCAGCUUGCAAAGCUAGAUGUGAUAUGAAAAAUUACACUUCUAUGAAUAAAAACUUUUCCCCAGCUACGUUUUAACAUCCCUUAUAUGAGUGAGUAGAAAGACUCCUCCACUUGGAGUGUGCCUGUAAGGGAACCGUUUUAUAUCACUUUCUUUGGGCUUCUGAAGUACAGCACAUCCUUUUCUGGGGCUCUCUGCAGUCUUUUUGCGAGAUUUAGACCUCAUCCUGGGAAUUGCUGCUUGUUAAGGUGCUGAGAGUUGUUCAGAGACCCCCUAUUUCCUGGGAAGAGGGAGUGACUAUGAAAUGGCUCUGUGACUCUGUUAGGACUUCAUCCUUAGUGAUCUAGUUCAGCGCUACUCAAAUUGGUGGCCUUACCAGCCCAGGUUGGUAAGGGGCUUUGGGGACCAAAUAUUAUACCAGUCCUUGGCGCAUGGGGCGGUGUGGGGAGCAGGGAGAUUGUCAGUCUGCCACAUCAGAUCAGUUGAGAAGAACACACACACAAUAGAUAUACACGAAUACAAUCCAUAGCUCUGGGAGCUUUUAAAGCAUGUAUGCUGAGUAUUGCAGUAUACGGAGGUUCGAAAAAAGUUUUGCUGUCUGUGUAUAUGAGGGAAAGAGAGAAUGUUCAUGGGAUUAAUUGAACAUACAUUACAUCAAUUUCCCUUGCAGUGCAGAUGCUCACCCUAAGCACAUGUGAAGUACAAUCCUAUGCAAAUUUACUGAGAAAUACCACUGAUUUCAGUGCUGCUUACUCCAGGUACAUAUGCAAAGGAUUGCAUUGUUAUUUGUAUAUUAUUUUCAGUACAAUUCCGAUCUAGGGGGUUUAGCUCUUGCCUGUCGUUUUGCAUUUAGGAAGAAGGCAAAAUACUAAAACUCAGAGGCUUUUAAGAAUAACAAAAACAAACUGUUUCCAAUUAAAUGCAAACAUUCUUUUUAAAAGCACAGGACACAGCACUUUAAAAAAUAUAUGGGAGCUGGGCUUGAAUGUAGAUUCUUAUCACUCUCCAUUUUGGGCCAUCACUUCCAUCCUUUCCAAACCAACGUUAAGGACAAAGAUAGUUUAAGUGGCUGGCAGAAUUCAGAGAUGUCUUCCGAAACGCAGAUGCCAGUUUCUCAUACAGAACAAGCCACUUUAUAUCUAAAUGGGGUGCAAUCAUUUGUUCGUUGGAUUUCUUCCGCAGAUAGGCAAAAAAAGGUUUAGAGGGGAUUUGCAGAAUUAUGGAAUAGGCAUGCUGUUAAGAGUUGACUACUCAGAGUGUUGGGUUAAGCCUUUGCUCCUCUUAAUCUAUGCCAGCAUUAUAGCAAAUCUCUUACAUGCAGACAGUAAACAAGGUAGCAAUAUGGCAUGUCUCAUUUCUGUUGUUUUGAUGUCUGGUUUCUUUUAUUUGGUUCUCGGGCAGAGCAAUCCUAUACUCUAAUUACCCAGGGUGGUGGGUGGGGAGGGACAGAAAAGCCACUGCAUUCUAUAUGCCGUCAGCCGCGAAGACCAGGGAAACUCGCCAGAAAGCAAAGAAAACGAAGUGAAAAUGUCAGACACGCUUCCACUGGCCCUGGAAACACCACCAGUGGCAACAACCAAUCAGGGACUGCAUCAGCGGUGACACGCCUACAUGGAAGGAGCGAAUGAAUUCACAAUGACAAGGGCAUGUCCUCAGCACACACACAACUGCAUCAGCACC